This is a messenger RNA of Gadus chalcogrammus (walleye pollock), 2041 nucleotides long. RefSeq names its product chemokine (C-C motif) ligand 25a (gene ccl25a). Lineage: Eukaryota; Metazoa; Chordata; Actinopteri; Gadiformes; Gadidae. Gene Ontology annotation, cellular component: extracellular region. Bases 149 to 469 code for a protein of 106 amino acids. Gene Ontology annotation, biological process: positive regulation of ERK1 and ERK2 cascade; cellular response to tumor necrosis factor; cellular response to interleukin-1. The record is from RefSeq and is a predicted model, not a curated record. Gene Ontology annotation, molecular function: chemokine activity; CCR chemokine receptor binding. The transcript has 5 exons.
UUGGCACAACACCCAAUGCACAGCCACCAUAUAAGAGAGCCUUACCUGCACAAGGAAAUAGACAGAGCUGGGAAGGAGUGGAUAAUCACACAACUCUGUGAAAAUAAAAGACGCAGUGUUGUUGAGAGCAACCGUCACAAGCAGAGCCAUGAGGUUUCAGAUGCUCUCCUUCCUGGUCAUCCUCUCCUACCUUUAUCUCACCAUGGCACAAGGCUCCUACGAUGACUGCUGCUUGGACUAUUCUAAACGAAUCCCGCAAAAAUAUAGAAAUCGGGUGGUGAAGUACAGGAUUCAAGAACCCGAAGGAGGCUGCAGCAAACCCGCUGUAGUCUUCACACUCAAGAAGGGAAGGUUCAUUUGCGCAGACCCUAAACAAGAAUGGGUGCCGACUUUGAUGAAGAGGGUCGACAAAAUGAAGACCUACUCUAUCACCAAGAAGCACCACCAUCAAGGGCCAAAGAGAGGAUGAAGCCAUACUCUCCAACAAUAGACAAUAUAUUGUCCUUACACUUAUUAUUGCAAAAUCUCCCUGGGCCCCUGGGACUUCAGGGGUUUGAUGUUGGUCAGAUAUAAGUUUGGUCUGCUAUUUUUUCAUUUUAUUUUAUAUCCAUGGCCAUAAACUUUAUAUACAUUGACAAUAUCUAGUGUGGUAUGGAGCAUUGUAUUUCUGGUGCUAGAUAUAUUUAGGGGGUGAUGGCUUAUUGAUGUGCAAAAUGUCUGGGGAAAAGGUUGCAAUAGUUGUAUGAUGCAGUGAUGGACUAAACUUAUGCUAAUAAAAUUGGCUGAUCUUUAUUUUUCUACGUAUGCAAGAUGUGUCAGCCUAUUUUUUUUUAAAGACAAUCAGAAAACCUUCAUGGAACUGUCAAGAACCAUGAUUAAUUACUUUACAAUAUCGUUCCCCAAGGUGUAACUGAUAGAAAGAGAUACAUUUAUUCCUUAUGUUAAUUCCUUAUAUUCAACUACUCUACGAUUAACAAUUAAUGUGCUUUUUACUUUAUCUUUCUGGAGUUGUUUUGUGUAUCUUGAACAAACCUUCCGCAAAGAAGUUGUUGAUGGUUGAGUUGUGUAAAUAAAUACAUUUGAAUAGAUCAUCUUCUUUAUCUGUAUGGUGCAGAAUAGACACAGAAACACAUUUGCCAUGACUGAUGGCAUCGCCAUUGAGAUAUUGGUCAGAGUGCUAUAAAGGGAAAGUUGGUUCAAAAUGUAUUUAUAACUAGGUAAUGCUUAAAAAUAAGGGGAAAUUAAACGUCUCCAAAUGUUUUCCAGAAGGGUUAGGGUUGGCGAUUAAGCUUUUUCCCAAUGAUGAAAGCCGUUGCAUUUGCAGUAUAAAGAAUCUUUAGUGUUAUGUGUUGCCAAAUUCCAAGCAAUAAAAUCGAUCCAAGCACAUUGCGAUAAAAGGAACAUAAUUAAUGCUCUAAAUGAUCGAUUAGCGUUGAUUUAUUAUAUAGCAACCAGUUCUAGUAGGAGGUUUGACUUUGGACAACCACGCUGAAAUGGCUGUGAGAUAAGAGCUAACAGGAAAGUUACAGAUAAAAGCUUCCAAAGUGAGACACAAUUAAUUUGUUAGUCCCCGUUGUUUGUUUGCAAGGGUUUGACUUUGCGGGAAAAUCUGGUUGUUGUAGGCAACGAAUGUAUCCCGUCACCACGUCUCUUUGGCCCAAGCAGUGUCUUUAGAUAAGGUAGCCCAAUGGCCCCUCUUGGUCAUAUUCUGUAUCAGCUACACACUCAAUGCAUGCCCAUGCAAAGAGCCUGCAUUGCAUUUCAAAAUGUUAUGCUGUCACGCACGGUGUGACAGCGUUAUCAUAUGUCGAUCUUUGACGCCACUUGUUCUUUCCCCUUGAGAUACCGUUCCUGGGUUUUAAGUGAUCUGUGAAAGGGAGAAUAAAGAAAAAGAAAGAAGAUUGUGAAACCCUUGUAGAUGUUUUUGGAUAAGACAGUGAUCACAGUGUAUCCGAACUUGGGACCCACUUAGGGCCGACAAAUUGCUGACCUGCUGCCACAGAUAUUUGAUGAUACAUUUUUUAUGAGGUAUAUAUAGGCC